This is a messenger RNA of Artibeus jamaicensis (Jamaican fruit-eating bat), 2493 nucleotides long. RefSeq names its product G protein-coupled receptor 183 (gene GPR183). Gene Ontology annotation, biological process: G protein-coupled receptor signaling pathway. The record is from RefSeq and is a predicted model, not a curated record. Gene Ontology annotation, molecular function: oxysterol binding; G protein-coupled receptor activity. The transcript is spliced from 2 exons. The coding region runs from base 156 to 1253 and encodes 365 amino acids. NCBI's taxonomy places the organism in Eukaryota, Metazoa, Chordata, Mammalia, Chiroptera, Phyllostomidae. Gene Ontology annotation, cellular component: membrane.
UGCCUAGUCACAGGGUGACAGAAAAAAAGUCACCACCAUAAAAGGAUGUCUGCCUAAUCUUUCUUAGAACAACAUGCCAAGGUUAAUCUACUUCGAUUUGGUCAAAUCCUGACUGCCACUACACAGAGGCCUGAACAAGUCACUAAGCGAGACACAUGAACACCACUGACAGAUAUAAAAUGGACAACAAUUUUACCACACCCUCUACAGCCCCUCAGGAAAGUGACUGUGAUCUCUAUGCACACCGUGACACAGCCAGGAUAUUAAUGCCUCUGCAUUACAGCAUUGUCUUCAUAAUUGGGCUGGUGGGAAACUUGUUAGCCUUGGUUGUCAUUAUUCAAAACAGGAAGAAAAUCAACUCGACCACACUAUAUUCAACAAAUCUGGUAAUUUCUGAUAUACUCUUUACCACAGCUUUACCUACACGGAUAGCCUACUAUGCACUGGGCUUUGACUGGAGAAUUGGUGAGGCCUUGUGCAGGGUAACUGCUCUUGUGUUUUACAUCAAUACAUAUGCAGGGGUGAACUUCAUGACCUGCUUGAGCAUAGAUCGGUUCUUUGCUGUGGUGCACCCUCUGCGAUACAACAAGAUGAAAAGAAUUGAACAUGCAAAGGGCAUUUGCAUAUUUGUCUGGAUUCUAGUAUUUGCUCAAACACUCCCAUUACUCAUAAAAUCUAUGUCAAAGCAGGAGAACGAAAAGACUACAUGCAUGGAAUACCCAAACUUUGAAGAAACAAAAUCUCUUCCCUGGAUUCUGCUCGGUGCAUGCUUCAUAGGAUAUGUGCUUCCACUCAUGAUUAUUCUCAUCUGCUAUUCUCAAAUCUGUUGCAAACUCUUUAAAACUGCGAAACAAAACCCACUAGCUGAGAAGUCUGGUGUAAACAAAAAGGCUCUCAACACAAUUAUUUUUAUAAUUGUUGUGUUUAUUCUCUGUUUCACACCUUACCAUGUAGCAAUUAUUCAGCACAUGAUUAAGAAGCUUCGUUUUCCUAAUCUCCUGGAAUGUAGCCAAAGACAUUCAUUCCAGAUUUCUCUGCACUUCACAGUAUGCCUGAUGAAUUUUAAUUGCUGCAUGGACCCUUUUAUAUAUUUCUUUGCAUGUAAAGGUUACAAGAGAAAAGUUAUGAAGAUGCUGAAACGUCAAGUCAGUGUAUCAAUUUCCAGUGCUGUGAAGUCAGCCCCUGAAGAAAACUCACGUGAAAUGACAGAAACUCAAAUAAUGUUACAUUCCAAGUCUUUAAGUGAAAAAUAAAAAGAAAUUAAAUCUUGGAUGUAUAGCAAAGUAAACUGUAUAACAAACUUUGCAGGACUUUUCUUAUAAAGCAAAAUGAUUCUUCAACUUCCAGUUAGAACUCUUAAAUUCCUUUCAUUGGGCACUAUUUCCCUUUCCACCUCCAACUUAGAAGUAACCUGAUAAAUAUGUAUUUUUUACACUCAAGAUAACAAUAUGAAGCAAAAUUCUAAUUUGUUAAUAAAAGACUAUACCAAAAGGGAGACUAUAUUAAUAACUCAGGAUAGAAAGAAUAGUUUUGUGUUAAUGAGAAAUUUCAUCAUUCACAUUUUUUACUAGCAAUCUGUCAAAAUAAAAAAGACUGUUAAGCCCUGGCUGGUGUAGCUCAGUGGAUUGAGCAUGGGCCUGCGAAUCAAAAGAUCACGGUUUGAUUCCCCAUCAGGGCACAUGCCUGGGCUGCAGGCCAGUUCCCAGCAGGGGCCAGUUCCCAGCAGGGGCCAGUUUCCAGCAGGGGAUGCACCAGAAGCAACCAUACAUUGAUAUUUCUCUCUUUCCCUUCCCUUUUAAAUAUAAAUAAAUGAAAAUUUUUUAAAAAGACUGUUAAGAUUGUAUAUAGCCAGUGUAAAAAUGUUAAUAUCAUAACAUAUUUCUUUUCUUGAUAAUGUAUUUCUUCCAUCCAUUUUUUUACUCUUAGACUUUAUUUCCUCAAUAACACAACUGUUUUGUUUUGUUUUGUUCUGGGUCACAAAAUUUUGUUUCAGAGAACUUUUCUGGAAUAAACAACAGGAUUCUACAAAAUUGAGUAUGUUCUUCAAUGUUCAUUGUCAACUAUCAGCAAAAGUUACAAGGAGACUGUAAUUUAGUGGUAGAUUGGGAAAGCACAUUAUAGUACAUGAUGACAGUAACAGAGGCAAUGAAAGCACUGAGCUCUUCCUCCAAACUGCCAGCAUAGUAAGGGCCACUGCUUAGGAAUAUAACAAGGGCUCUUUGUGGAUAUACCCAUAUGGAAGAGGGGCCACUUGCUAAAUGCUUCUCGGGAAUGAAAAAUAACAAAUAGCCCUGGAUGGUGUAGCUCAGUGGACUGAGUGCUGGCCUGUAAAUAAAAGGGUCGCCAGUUCAAUUGCCAGUCAGGGCACAUAUCUGGAUUAGGAGCCAGGUCUCCAGCAGGGGGUACGCAAGAGGCAACCACACGUUGAUGUUUCUCUCUUUCUCCAUCCCUUCCCCUCUCUGGAAGUAAAUAAAUAAAAAAAUUUAAAACAUA